GUACCAGGAGACCAGUGAAGAGCAUCCUUUCACUCAGAGUUCAGUUCCCCCUUCUGAAGAUGACAUCAAUGAGGAUCCUCUGUGUCUUGCUGUGCCUCAGCAUAGGCCGGGCACAGGGUGGAGAGACCACCUUUGAAAAGGAGGGUGCAGGGAUACGUGGUCCCAGGAUUGUGGAGCACAUGUCCCAGACCACCUGCCAGUAUGAGAAGAACUGGGCCAUCUGUGCAGAUGAUGACUGGGGAACAAAAUGUCCAUCAGGCUGCAGAAUGCAAGGACUGAUUGAUGAAACAGACCAGGAUUAUAGUCACAGAAUAGAUAAAAUCAAGAAGCAGCUUGCACAAUAUCAAAACAACUAUAAAAAAUCCAAUAAUAUAAUUGUGGAAACCAUAAAUGUACUAAAACCAAACCUGGACAGUGCUCAGCAGACGGAGGAGAAUUACGGACACGUGUCAGGAGAACUGAGGAGGAGAAUUGUGGCAUUGAAGCAGAGAGUUAUCACUCAAGUAAACAGAAUUAAAGCACUACAGAGCAGCAUCCAGGAGCAGGUGGUGGAGAUGAAGCGCUUGGAGGUGGACAUUGAUAUUAAGAUCCGAGCUUGCAAAGGAAGCUGUGCUAGAGGUUUUGAUUACCAGCUGGACAAAGAAAGCUACGACAACAUUCAGAAGCAGCUUACCCAAGCCAACUCCAUCAACUUGCACCCAGAGCUUCAAAUGACCACCUUGAGCACACUGAAAAUGAGGCCACUUAAGGACUCAAAUGUUCCUGACCAUUUUAAGCAUAAGCCUCCGCCAGAAAUGCAAGCUCUGAACAUAAUUGAUAAUAUCAAGCAGAUUCAAGUGGUAUUAGAGAGACCAGAAAGAGACACAAUCCCCUCCCGUGGCGACAGUGUCUAUCACACAGCUGAAUCAAGGGGGGGUGGACCUUCAUACACCAGCAAGUUAGUUACUCCUACUCAUGGGAGAGAAACCUCUAGUCUGGUAGACAAAACUUCCCCCAGUGUUCGUAGAUGCACCAAAACUACCACCAAAAAAGUUGUCAGUACCCCUGAUGGCCCUAGAGAAGAAGUAGUUGAAAAAGUGAUUUCUUCUGAUGGCUCAGACUGCUCCUAUUUGCAAGGAGGGGAAGGGACCAUGUACCAUAUUGGUGGGGCAGAUAACUUACACAAUCCAGAGAAGUUAUUGCUCGACUUAGAAUCAUUUUUUAGCCCUGACUCUGGCAGCAUUUCAACUCCUGGCCAGGCGGCUGGCAAAGGUGUCGGCCACUUAGGUAGUGGGGCAGCCAGUCAUUCGGGGACUUACGUGGGGAAAGGCAAAUUUACAGACUUAGGAGAGGAGGAAGAAGAUGACUUUGGAGAACUUCACUUUCAGCCAUCUGGAGUCUCAUCUGGCAGUGCAAGUCACUCCAAGACUGUAGUGACCAGCGCCUCUUCUAGUUUCAACAAGGGAGGCUCCACUUUCGAAACAAAAUCACUAAAGACCCGUGAAAUAACCGAGCAGCUAGGUGGGGUGCUACAUGAUGAGAGUGCAGAGGAUACCCCAGACUUUCAGGCACGCAGCUUCAGAUCAUCAGGAGUGAAACGAAGGAGAGCCAACACUGGGAAAGACUGUGAUGAUAUCCGCCAGAAACACACUUUUGGUGCCAAAAGUGGCAUUUUCAAAAUCAAGCCAGCGGGAUCCAAUAAAGUUUUGUCAGUUUAUUGCGACCAAGAGACCACUUUGGGAGGAUGGCUAUUGAUCCAACAGAGAAUGGAUGGAUCAGUGAAUUUUAACCGGACCUGGCAAGACUACAAAAGAGGUUUCGGCAGUGUGGAUGGCAGAGGGCGAGGAGAGCUCUGGCUGGGUAAUGAAAACCUCCACUUGCUGACUCAGAACGGCUCUCUCCUUCGGGUAGAGUUGGAGGACUGGGAUGGAAACGCUGUGCACGCAGAGUACGUGGCACGGGUAGGGUCUGAAGCAGAAGGGUACAGCCUGGCCCUGUCCUCCUACCAGGGGACCGCCGGGGACGCGCUGAUCGCCGGCUGGCAGGAGGAGGGCACCCAAUACACCUCCCAUCAGCAGAUGAGGUUCAGCACCUUUGAUCAGGACCAGGACCGCUGGGAGGAGAGCUGUGCUGAGAUGUAUGGGGGGGGCUGGUGGUACAACAGCUGCCAGGCUGCCAAUCUCAAUGGCAUUUAUUACCUGGGGGGCCACUAUGACCCCAGGUACAACGUGCCUUAUGAGAUCGAAAACGGUGUGGUCUGGCUGCCAUUCAGAGCCUCUGACUAUUCCCUCAAGAGGGUGAGAAUGAAAAUCAGACCCGUAGAAACCCAGUAGAAAGACAGGCUUUUCAUAUAUAUAUAUAUGUUAUGGCUAAGAGUUGGAAAGAUUUUUUUAUAUAUGUAUGUUCAUGAUAUACCUUUACCUCAUGAGUUUGAAGGUAACAGGACACAUCUGUGGCUUAAAAUAAAAACUGAUUAAUUAU
Molecule: messenger RNA, 2460 nt
Organism: Calypte anna (Anna's hummingbird)
Lineage: Eukaryota; Metazoa; Chordata; Aves; Apodiformes; Trochilidae
Gene: FGA
Product: fibrinogen alpha chain
Exons: 6
Coding region: 60-2312 (750 amino acids)
Biological process (GO): platelet activation; protein polymerization; blood coagulation
Cellular component (GO): fibrinogen complex
Molecular function (GO): signaling receptor binding
Source: RefSeq, a predicted model, not a curated record